This is a messenger RNA of Epinephelus moara (kelp grouper), 3202 nucleotides long. RefSeq names its product activating transcription factor 2 (gene atf2). Gene Ontology annotation, biological process: regulation of transcription by RNA polymerase II. Gene Ontology annotation, molecular function: cAMP response element binding; DNA-binding transcription factor activity, RNA polymerase II-specific. The transcript is spliced from 12 exons. The coding region runs from base 1469 to 3025 and encodes 518 amino acids. The record is from RefSeq and is a predicted model, not a curated record. Lineage: Eukaryota; Metazoa; Chordata; Actinopteri; Perciformes; Serranidae.
UUACAACUGAAACAGUGAAGUCAGUUGAUUUAAAAACAUAACAUUUAGUAAAUUGUUCUUGAUUAGCUUAUGAAGCAAAAAUGGCCACAUUUUGCUGGUUCCAGCUUCUCCAAAGUGAGGAUGUACUGAUUUUCUGUCACUAAUUCAAAAUCUUCAAGUUUCAGUCUGCUGUUGGGGGAAAAAAAUCCAUUUGGACUUGUCAUCUUGGCCUUUUGGAAUUGGUGAUGGGCAAAUUAAAUAAUUGGUAUAUACCAAAUAGAAUUAACCUGUGUAGCGGACAGUUUAGAGUGUCGGCUUAAGCAACCAUGUAUGUACUGGUACAUUUUUAAUAUCCCCCAAUUGUAGCCCUCAGAAAAUAUAUAAGAUAAAACCUGUAAGACUACGACUAACACUUGAUAAACAGAUAACCCUGGACAAGGUAUAUUAACAUUAAAGAUAACAUGGGUGACUGCAAUGCAAUUAUUGGAAAUUAAAUACAUCCACAGGCAUGCAGAAGCCUCCAGGCGUGCUGAAACCAAAUAUGUCGAAUUAUGCAACUUGCAUAAACGUUAUGUGGUGUGGUAACUUGAAGCCUCCAGAACAUGUGAGCCUAGAAAAUACUUAUGUAAGGUGAAGUAUGAGACACUGUGUUCAGAUAUUAAACUUUAAAAAAAAAAAAAAAAAAAAGAUUUGUUCUGGAUAUUUCAGUAAGGGAAUAGGAGUGGAUAUGCUUUAAAAAUGGAUCAGAAAAUUAAUAUUCAAAACAGUAUUUGUUCAUGUAUAAAACAUGUCUGGCGGGGCUUUUUUUAAUUUAAUUUAAUUUAAUUUAAUUUUAAAGGUAAAGUAGCCUUGAUCCUAGCACCAACUUCAGUCAAAGAUGCUCCAACAUCAGUCCUGCAAAGUCACACAGGUUGCAUAUAACAGCACAGUCCUCAGUUUUAGAGUCCUUUGAAUAUUUAAUGGCAUCCAUAUAUUCUUCGGGUUCAUUGUUAAGAUAGGACAGAAUGGUUGAGAACCACAGAAUUUGCAUUUGUGGAUGUGGUAUGUAACAAGUAACAAUAAAAGAUAUAUUAUAAAACAUUUUUCUACAUUUUAAAUCUUAAAAUCAAACAUGCCAAAGGAAAUAUCCUUAAAACAAACAGAAAAAUCUGCAGUGAAAAAUGUUUGGAUGAACAUUAGAAUAUCUGACGAGAAUACCUCUGUAUGAGGACGAUUCCUAAACAAAAAAAAUGAGCAGUCAGACUCAGUAUCGUAUCAUGUUUAUUUAAAACUAUGUAAAGAAUUGUGACGAUGUCUUUUUCUAAUUAAGCUCUAAUUGCUUGAUUAGUACCCUGAUACUGUGUGGAAAAGCAGUCCUGGCUCUGUUCUGUUUGUCUGUGUGACGUUUACGGAAGUCCCCAACAUGCUCUCGCGAUAUUUUGGUACAGCCGUGGGAUUUUGUAAACCAAGGGUUGUGGCUGAGGGGGAGGCUUAACAGGAAUCCCUUAAUAUGAGUGAUGAUAAACCUUUCCAAUGUACUGCUCCAGGGUGUGGACAGAGAUUUACAAAUGAGGAUCACUUGGCUGUCCACAAACACAAACAUGAGAUGACCCUGAAGUUUGGCCCAGCAAGGAAUGACAGUGUCAUCAUUGCUGACCAGACACCUACACCCACACGCUUUUUGAAGAACUGUGAGGAGGUUGGACUCUUCAAUGAGCUUGCAAGUCCAUUCGACCAUGACUUCAAAAAAGCGACUGAAGAUGACAUUAAAAAGUUACCAUUGGAUUUGUCACCGCUUGCAACGCCUAUCAUACGCAACAAAACUGAGGAGCCCACAUCUCUGGAGGCACAUCGAGAUAGCCCUCUGCCUCACCCUGAAUCCACUACAAAUGAUGACAAGGAUUUAUCUUUGCAGCCAGCCUCACUGCCAACAUCCACUAUAGUCCAUCCUGCAUCCCUCCAAGUUCCCAAUGUACUUCUAGCAACCUCAGAGGCUAAUGUUGUAAUACAGCAAGCGCUCCCAUCACCAACAUCUAGCUCUGUUAUUACGCAAGUCCCAUCCACUAAUAGGCCUAUAGUCCCAGUGUCUGGCACCUUCCCGGUGCUCUUACAGCUGCCUAACGGUCAGACCAUGCCAGUUGCUAUACCCGCGUCUAUUACAAGCUCAAGUGUACAUAUCCCAACUACAAUCCCUCUUGUCAGACCUGUCACCGUAGUGCCUAACGUCCCCGGGAUCCCAGGACCUCCCUCGCCACAGCCACAGCCCGCCCAAUCAGAAGCAAAGCUGAAACUGAAAGCCACGUUAAGCCAGCAGCUUCCUCAGGUAACCAACGGAGAUGGUGGUGAAGUCCAGAGCAGCGCCGUAACCCACACUGCUGCUCCCACUUCUCCUGCCCCCACCCCAAGCCCAGCCCCAGCCCCAGCCCCAGCCCCAGCUCCAGCCCCGAUCGCGGUCCUAACUCCCGCUCCGGCUCCUCACCUGCCCACAACUGAGGAACCUUCUCCCCAUUCCCUUCAGCAGCCGGCUACGUCUACCACAGAGACACCUGCUUCCCCAGCGCCCCCCGCGCCAAACCCUCCAAGCACAGGGGGUCGGCGGCGCAGAACCACAAGUGAAGACCCUGACGAGAAGCGGCGCAAGUUCCUGGAGCGUAACAGGGCCGCAGCCUCUCGCUGUAGGCAGAAGAGGAAAGUGUGGGUCCAGUCUCUGGAGAAGAAGGCUGAGGACCUGAACUCUGUGAACGGACAACUACAGAGUGAAGUCACCCUGCUGAGAAACGAAGUGGCUCAGCUGAAGCAGCUUCUUCUGGCUCAUAAAGAUUGCCCUGUAACCGCCAUGCAGAAGAAAUCUGGCUAUCACAUCUCUGACAAAGAUGAGAGCUGCGAGGAAAUGUCCGUCCCCGGCAGUCCCCAGAACGAGGCCAUCCAGCACAGCUCCGUCAGCACCUCCAACGGGGUCAGCUCCUCCUCCAUGACCCCGGCCGUCUCCGCCCCAUCCAACGCCGCCACCACCACCACGUCAAACCAGAGCACAGAGGAGAGCCAGUCUCAGCCUUCAGGGAGUUGAUCGUCCCAAACUGUGCCCCGAGCGUCAACACUGGAGCGCUGUUGCCUCUUCGAUCUCUGACAAACAGAGCAAAGGGAUUCUCUCUCAGCUUCAGUUUGGACCGUGUCAUUGUUUAUUUAUUUCUUGAUUGCUUUGUUUAUGUUUGUUUUGUCCUCCGUUGGUGAUGCUUUUUUUUUU